AUGCCAGAUUUCCAGCACUUCCGAUUUUCCUACUCUAGACCGAAUUCCGGUUUGGGCGAGAGCGCGCGUGCGGUUCAGCGUCAGCCGCAGAAUCCCGGGAUGAGUUUAUCAGACACGGAGCCUGGGGACGCAUCGCCCGAUCCGGGUUUUUGCUUUGGGGAUACUGGACAAGAUAGUUUGGAUUCGGGCUUUCUAUCCAACAGCCUUCCGUAUUUACAUCCGAGCAGCUCUUUGUACCGCGCAUCCCUUCCUCCUCUUCCUCCUCCUCCUCCUGCGGCGGCUCUGCGCAACGACCUCGGCUCCAACAUCAGCGUCCUCAAGACCCUGAACCUGCGAUUUCGCUGCUUUUUGGCCAAAGUGCAUGAAUUAGAGCGCCGCAACAAAGCACUGGAAAAUCAGCUUCACGAGGCUCUGGAGGCUAAUAAUAAUGACAAAGGGAAAAGAAAUUGCGCUGUCCAUUCAGGACCAGACUUUACAGCAAGUUCAGUCAAUGCAAAUGACUCUGCAUGCUUGACAAGGACUUUAUUAGGACCAACGCUGAAUAGCACUGGACUCAUUCCUAGAAACAAGAUACUGGUUGGAAAUUUGGGCUCAGUAGGUGUGUUGGACUCGAAUUCCAAUCUUUCCCCACCUUUCCCCCAUAACCCAGUAUCUCCAGUUGAUCCUAAGUCAAUCUCCAGUACCACACAGAGCUGUGAUGAAAAUGGGACAGAAAGGCUUACCAACUCCCCACCUGAAGUCCUUCCCACCUCGAUUUGGUUUCACAACCCUCCUGGGAGGUUCAACAAUAGCUGGGAGUUGAGAGUUUCAGGUCCCAAAAUGUCUUGGCCAUACCAAGAUGGAGUUGGGGUUCAAAUCGACACCAUCACACCAGAAAUCAGGGCCCUUAACAACGUACUGGCCAAAGUGAAGCUGGAAAGGGAUGAAUACAAGCAAAGGUGGGAGGAGGAGUAUGCAGUAAGAGUAGACCUUCAGGAGAAGAUCACAGAACUAGAAGAGGACCUGUAUAUGAGCGAGAUGUGUCAGGAUAAGCUUGCUCUCCGAGUAAAGCAACUGAAGGCUGAGCUCAUUGUCUUCAAGGGCCUCAUGAGCAACAACCUCUCAGAGUUGGACAGUAAGAUCCAGGAGAAGGCCAUGAAGGUGGACAUGGACAUAUGUCGACGGAUUGACAUCACUGCACGCCUGUGCGAUGUAGCCCAGCAACGGAACUGUGAGGACAUGACUCAGAUCUUCCAGCAGGUGGCUACACCUCCCUCAACACUGACCCGCUGUCAAUCCAAACAGGCCUCACAGACCAACAAGCCCAACAAUGCUGAGGACUCAGUCAGCAAUUCUGAGAGUGAGGAGGGCAAGAACAAAGAGGCGGAGCUGCAUGGCUCACUGACCAAUCCGGUCAGUGAAGAAAUGCAGAGGAUGCUCAACCAACUGCAUGACUGCGAGUUUGAGGAUGACUGUGAUAGUCUGGCAUGGGAAGAAACGGAAGAAACAUUACUGCUUUGGGGAGAUUUCCCAGGAUACACCUUGGCUGUGGACACUAACGGGGAGCAGGAUGAGUCCAUAGAGAAGGUGAUAAAGGACACAGAGUCAAUGUUCAAAUCUCGUGAGAAAGAAUACCAAGAGACCAUAGACCAGAUUGAGCUGGAGUUGGCCACAGCAAAAUCAGAUAUGAACAGGCAUCUACAUGAGUACAUGGAGAUGUGCAGUAUGAAGAGAGGCCUGGAUGUGCAGAUGGAGACAUGUAGGAGACUCAUCACACAGAGUGAAAAUAGAAAAUCUCCCCUUCCAAGUUCUGUGACUUUGAAAGAUGCAGAGGAAGGAGAGAAGGAGAAAAAGAAGGCGAGUCCUCUCUCAGACACUGCCAACACUGAGUCAUGCUGCGACAAUCUAAACAACCCUUCUGUUGCUCACCUACCUUGGAGGAAGUCCCAAGCCUUAUUAUUUUAAAGAGACAAUUCUAUAGAAAGACUCUUGAUGACAAAAACAAGCCACUUUAGAAAGAGUUUCCUUCUUUCUCCUUGCCAGCAGAGAACUCAACUCAAAACUGCUCUUCAGAUGCUGGUGAAAAGUUCCUGGUUUCUCUUAAUCUCUACUGCCAUGA
Molecule: messenger RNA, 2098 nt
Organism: Neoarius graeffei (lesser salmon catfish)
Lineage: Eukaryota; Metazoa; Chordata; Actinopteri; Siluriformes; Ariidae
Gene: iffo1a
Product: intermediate filament family orphan 1a
Exons: 10
Coding region: 1-1944 (647 amino acids)
Source: RefSeq, a predicted model, not a curated record